Molecule: messenger RNA, 81 nt
Organism: Spirodela intermedia
Lineage: Eukaryota; Viridiplantae; Streptophyta; Magnoliopsida; Alismatales; Araceae
Source: the annotation of a GenBank genome assembly
AUGGACCUAGCAGCUAAAGACCUUAUUCUAUUAACUUGUUGGUUUUGGAUGAAAGAUGGAAUCCUCUAUGCUAAGGGAUAA